Triticum aestivum (bread wheat) is the source of this 1207-nucleotide messenger RNA. RefSeq lists its product as uncharacterized. The record is from RefSeq and is a predicted model, not a curated record. The transcript has 4 exons. NCBI's taxonomy places the organism in Eukaryota, Viridiplantae, Streptophyta, Magnoliopsida, Poales, Poaceae. Bases 77 to 1084 code for a protein of 335 amino acids.
GGGACCGAGAUUACUGGAUGACAAAAUCAAAGAUCAUCUUCGAUGUCUUCGUCAAGGAGAUGGCACAACAGAGGUUAUGAGGCAAUUUGGUCUUCUGCAGUUGGAACUGCCUCUCCCUAUAGAGAACCCGGUGCCAGCACACAUCCACAGGACGACAAGGAAGGGCAUGACCAGGACAACUGUUGACUGGCUAGUUAGACUAGAGCCGUAUGUUAUAGAAUGGGAGACAGCAAACACACAUCUAUGGCACGACAAUCACAAUUUUGAGCUCAAUGAAUUCAAUCUCUAUUUGCGGCGCUACAUGACCGGAACACGGUUACACAUCGUUGACCACUCCCACCCAGAGGAGAUACCGGAUCCUACUCCGUUGGAUAUGUACCCGAGCUAUGACACUUCGGGCUCUAGGCAGUACAUGGCUACUUUGACACACGAACUCUACGAGGACGUGACCACCUUUGGACGAUCACUGUCGUCUGGACCUCUUCUUCAACACCGUCCAGUGCUACAACCCUUAUUGGAACGAAUUCAGAACAAGAUACGGACUGUGUACGAGGCUAUCACGUGCACCCGGAGAACCGACAUUGUUCAGCACCAGCAGCAGCAACCGCGUCACUCCAUGUACCGACAUCAACCACGUCCACGUCUAGCACAUCAGCCGUCAACCAGGCCACCCCGUCCUGACCAACCUGGCAGUUCAACGUGGCAGCAACCACAACACUAUGGCCCCACGUCGAGCUUCGUGCUUUCUCCACAGCCACAGCAACACGGUCCUUCGUCGAGCUUCGUGUUUGAGCCAAAGCAGCCGUCACAACCAGCAGGAGCCUACGGAUAUCAUGCGUCUAUGUCAGCAUCACAUGAUAUGUGGGGGAGUGAUCAACAUCCCGAGGAAAACAUACAUGCUCAGAUGUCGCAGCACACCCAGUGGAUGAACAUGUAUUCGACUCCUCCACCAGGCCCCACACAGGAUACACAGCAUGACCAGGGAGAGUCUGAAAUUCCUCCUCGUAACAUUAGGCCACCUAACAGGUUGGGAUGGUCGCCGCUUUCAGAUCCGCCUCCCCGCCAGGCCAGACGUCGUCACUGACGCUUCCAUCUAUCAGUAGAGACAUGACCAUCUACUUAUGUAUGAGACUGAUGUCUAUUCUAUGUAUGAGACAAAUGACUAUGUACUUAUGUAUGAGACAUAUGCCUACUCUAUUUUAGUACU